Messenger RNA from Carya illinoinensis, 1250 nucleotides. Its product is annotated as alpha carbonic anhydrase 7-like. The transcript has 6 exons. Lineage: Eukaryota; Viridiplantae; Streptophyta; Magnoliopsida; Fagales; Juglandaceae. The record is from RefSeq and is a predicted model, not a curated record. Gene Ontology annotation, molecular function: carbonate dehydratase activity; zinc ion binding. Bases 29 to 919 code for a protein of 296 amino acids.
AAACAUUUGGUGCCGCGUGUGUAUAUAUAUGCCCAACCGAGUGCUCAAACCUCUCCAACACAUAUUGCAAAAUCGUGGAAAUUCCAAGAUCGGAAAGAUGAAGCCAGUAACCCAAUUCUUGUUUUGCUGUUUCUUCAUUGCUCUUGUUUUGCAUUCAUCCCGGCCUGCAACAUCUCAAGAAGUUGAUGAUGAACGAGACUUUGACUACAGUGAGAAAAGUGGAAAGGGACCGUCUCGAUGGGGAGAGAUUCACCCUGAAUGGAGCUUAUGCAAAGAUGGAUCAACGCAAUCGCCUAUUGACUUGCUGAAUGAAAGGGUGGAAAUAGUUUCCCAUUUGGGGAGACUUAAUCGGAAUUACAGUCCAUCUAAUGCCACUCUCAAAAAUAGAGGCCAUGACAUGAAGCUGGAAUGGGAAGGCGGCGCCGGAUAUAUUGAAAUAAACGGUACUCAAUAUGUACUCCAGCAAAGCCACUGGCACUCACCCUCCGAACACACUAUCAAUGGCCGGAAGUUUGAUGUAGAGGUGCACAUGGUCCAUGAGAGUUCAGAUGGAAAAGUUGCUGUGGUUGGAAUUAUGUACACGAUUGGCCGCCCUGAUUCUUUCUUGACAUUGAUAAGGCAUCAGUUGUCAGCCGUUGCUGGUAACAGUGAAGAAGUGACAGCGAUGGGAAUCGUCGACCCAAAGAAGAUAAAAAUAGGCAGUAGAAAGUAUUACAGAUAUAUUGGGUCCCUUACAAUUCCCCCUUGUACUCAAAAUGUUGUAUGGACCAUCGUGAGAAAGGUGAGGACUGUUACACGAGAACAAGUUAGGUUGCUUCGCGUGGCCGUUCAUGAUGGCUCAGAGACAAAUGCAAGACCACUACAACCAAUAAAUAGGCGAUCAGUGCAUCUAUAUAGACCAAGUGAAGUGGAAGAUUAAAUUCUGUCACUGUCAGGGGUUUCCCUUGAAUCUUAUAUGGCGUGAGAAAUAUUUAGUCUAUAUAAGAAUUUUAUAAAAAUAUUUAUAAAUUAAUAUAACUUGAUAUAAAAUAAAUCUGAUGUAUUACAUUUAGUCUCGACAUUAGUUUGUGGCUUACUUUUUUAUAAAAUUUUUAUAGGCAUAGGAUAAAUGGAGGCUUAGGACUUGGGACGGAUUACGUAUACAUGAUGUAUUAAAUUUAUUUCCAUUGUUAAUUAUACAUUGUUUAUUCUUCGAGAACAUUUGUAGAUCUACCUUCCAUGAACAAGACAGGCUAGCGUGUUUUUCAGAA